AUGAAGCCUCAGAUCACUGAGCAUGAACACCUGAAAUGCCCAAGAUGCGACUCAUCAAACACCAAAUUUUGUUACUACAACAAUUACAAUCUUUCCCAGCCGCGCCAUUACUGCAAGAAUUGCAGAAGGUAUUGGACUAAAGGUGGCACUCUUCGCAACAUUCCUGUGGGUGGUGGUAGUCGCAAAAACACGAAACGCAUGUCAUCAAAACGUGCAUCAUCACUCUCAUCAACUUCCGAUCAUCCUAAACAGGAAGUCACUUCUUCAGCUUCUUCGUUACUGUAUAAUCCUAAUGUCACAAGGUACAUGAAUGAUCAGCAUCAAUUCGGGUCUCUUUUGGACGCUAAUGGCCAGUUUGGGAACAUGUUGGAGGGUCUGAAUUCAAAUGGAAGUAUGCAGUUGGGAGAUCAAUUUACGGAGAAUCAGAUAAAUACUGGGAUUGGGUUUGGACUUAACCCAGCUACUGUCGAUGAGUUUGGGAGUGGCAAGAUUGAUUCCGAAGGAUUUGCAGAGGCUCAAAAUGGUGUAGAUUCAAGCUGUUGGACUGGUUCUACGUCGAAUGGUUGGCCUAAUCUCGCUAUAUAUACACCAGGUCCAAACUUCUAG
Daucus carota subsp. sativus is the source of this 606-nucleotide messenger RNA. Its product is annotated as dof zinc finger protein DOF1.7. Gene Ontology annotation, biological process: regulation of DNA-templated transcription. The coding region runs from base 1 to 606 and encodes 201 amino acids. The transcript has a single exon. The record is from RefSeq and is a predicted model, not a curated record. Gene Ontology annotation, molecular function: DNA-binding transcription factor activity; DNA binding. NCBI's taxonomy places the organism in Eukaryota, Viridiplantae, Streptophyta, Magnoliopsida, Apiales, Apiaceae.